Messenger RNA from Strigops habroptila (Kakapo), 1709 nucleotides. It is a transcript of the gene FBLIM1, whose product is annotated as filamin binding LIM protein 1. The record is from RefSeq and is a predicted model, not a curated record. The transcript has 9 exons. Gene Ontology annotation, cellular component: focal adhesion; stress fiber. Gene Ontology annotation, molecular function: filamin binding. Gene Ontology annotation, biological process: cell-cell adhesion. Lineage: Eukaryota; Metazoa; Chordata; Aves; Psittaciformes; Psittacidae. The coding region runs from base 215 to 1276 and encodes 353 amino acids.
UGCCGGGCGGCUCUGCCCCCCCGCUGCCCCCGCCGCACCGGGCGCGCCCGCGGAGCGCACGGAGGGACCCGCACCGGAUCCCAGAGGCUGAAGUCACCGGUGUGAGCAUCCCGAAGCUUUGCACCCACCGCAGGGGGACCGUCUGCCCCCCGAAAGGAUGCGCUGGCGCCUGUGAGAGGGAUUUUGUGGGGAGCGGAGCCACCCUGCACGGGGAAUGAGACCAGGCAACUCGUCACACAGGUCCGGCCCACCCGUGGUUUCGGCGAUGCUGCCAGGGAAAGCGGAGAAGAGGAUGGUUUCAUCAGUCUUCAUCACCCUGGUGCCACCACGGAGGGAGGUGGCCACCAAGGAGAAAACCCAAAGGGAGCCGCGGCCAGAUGGUGACAAGGUCCCAGGCACCCACCACCCCUGGACCCCGCAGCCCCGGCCCCCUGCCUUGCCCAAUGGAGAAACCUGCCCAGCAGCCCCUGUGCCUUCAUCCCCGACGGUCCUCGUCCUCUCCGAAACUCCCCAGCCCUUGUCUGCAGAGACACUGGUUCCGGCACUGCAGCAACUGGACCUUGCAGCACCCGCCGCCCUCCAGGCCCCUUCCACCCUCCCUGCCGAAUUGAGGCCGCCCAAAUUCUGCCAGGAGCAAGCGGGCAAGCCGCAGUGGCAGGAUGCGAAUUGGUACCCAGAGAGGGACAGCUCCAGAGACAUCUGCGCCUUCUGCCACAAAGCACUGGGGCCGCGGGAACCGACGGUGGAGGCGAUGGGGAAGCAGUACCACGCCGAGUGCUUCACCUGCAGGACGUGCCCCCAGCUCCUGGCUGGGCAGCGCUACUACCAGAAGGACGGGCGCCCCAUGUGCGACGCCUGCUACCAGGCUACACUGGAGAAAUGCGCCAAGUGCCAGGGGCUGAUCACGGAGAGCAUCGUCCGUGCCCUGGGCAAAGGCUUCCAUCCUGACUGCUUCUCCUGCGCUGCCUGCGGCCGGGCCAUCGGCACAGAGAGCUUCGCUGUGGACGAGCAGGACGAGGUGUACUGCGUGGCCGACUUCUACAGGAAAUACGCUGCGGUUUGCAGCGCCUGCGAGCGCCCCAUCGUCCCCCACGAUGACAAGGACACCUACAAGAUUGAGUGCCUGGGACGCAGCUUCCACGAGAGCUGCUACUGCUGCGAGAGCUGCAGGACACCCCUGUCACCAGAGAUGACAGAGAACGGGUGCUACCCCCUGGACAACCACCUCCUCUGCAAGUCCUGCCACAUCCGCUGGCGAAACGAGUCGUCCUGCUAAAACCCCGUGGUUCAACCUCCAUCUUCCAGCGCCGGACAUCAAACAGGGGGUGCAUCCACCAGGAUCCACCCUGUGGCUAGUCCUGGGUGACCACUGCACCCCCAAAUAGCUCCAGGACUGGUGUUUUCAUCACCAAAAUGCACCCGGGACCCCGACUUGCUGGGGUGGCCGGGGGAAGCGCAGAUGGAGUGUAUCUCUGUGCUCGUUAUGGACAUAAAAAGCCCUGGCAAAGCCCCAGUGACUGAGGAGCCGAGGGUUUAUUCACUCAUUUCUUUUUUUAAACUCCUUUUCCGAGGCCAGUUUGGUUUCUUGGGUGUUUUUUCUUCUUUCUUCUUGAGCUUCCUUGGGGUUUCAGUUAAACAUUUCUCUCUGCGGUGACGCAGAGCGGGCACUGAUUUAGUUACUUGCAGUUAAAUAAAACCCCGAGUUUAAA